AUGUGCCAGAAGUCUGGGCUGGCUCUGUGGUAUUUCACACAACAUUUGACCUGUGGUUUUGGUCUUGCAGGGAUAGACAGUCGAUACAAUGAAGGCUGCAGGGAGCUGGCAAACUACCUUCUCUUUGGCUUGUACAACCAGAACAACAAUGACUUUGAGAGGACAGGCUUUCCUGAGGAGGUGCUUGAUGAACUGUUUUCCAAAAGGAUGAUUUCCGUUGGCUUCGGUGCCGUCGCCGCCGUGCUGGAAUUUCUAAUGCAGGGAUAUGAAGACGAAGAAGCCGCGGAGGAAUUCAAGAUCUCCAGCUUUGUGGACAUGGUGCGGGACUGCAGCCGGAUCGGGAUUCCCUACAGCUGCCAGGGUCACCUGCAGAUAUUUGACAUGUUCAUCGUGGAGAAGUGGCCGAUCGUUCAGGCCUUCGCUCUGGAGGGGAUCGGGGGCGACGGCUUCUUCACCAUGAAAUACGAGNUGAUGGAUGUCAGCGUUGAUUUGUGGAAGACCUACAGCAAAAUGGAUCCUGUUUCCUUGGAGGAUUUGCUCUUUGAGGAUUUAAUGAUUUUUGAACGCCAGUGGACCAACUUUUUUGCUAAUUUUGACACCGAAAUUCCCUUCAUUCUGGAGCUCUCGGAAUCUCAGGCAGGGGAGCCCUUCAGAAGUUAUUUCAGCCAUGGCAUGAUCUCAAGCCACAUAACAGAUAACAGCCCCAGCCGGCAGCCCUUUGUCCUGUUUGGCAGCCACUCCACCAAGGAAAACCUGAACUCUGGUAACUUUAAUUUUCCAUCAGAAGGACACCUUGUUCGGAACACUGGCCUUGGUGGGAGCACUGCCAAGCACAUGGUAGUGCAGUGUGUGUCUCCCAAGGGACCUCUGGCUUGUUCAAGGACCUAUUUUUUUGGGACCAGUCACGUUCCUUUCCUGGGAAACGACAACGAGGUGCACAAGGAAGCUGAUCAAGUUGCUCUGUUGUCGCAAAUCUAUUCUGCUGUUGUAGAGGCUGUGCUUGCUGGCAUUGAGUGCUAUGCUAAAACUUCCACUGAAUCCAAGGCAAAGGAGGUGGCAGAGCAGGUGCUCAUGGCUGUGUUAGACACCCUUUGCUUGACACAGCUCAAAUCUGCUUUACGCUCCAAAAUUGCUUUUCAAAUUCAGGCUGUGAACAAUCAUGGAAGAAUUACCCCGUUAGAUAACGAGGACAGCCUGAGUUUGAUCAAAACGGCGUCCAUGAUGGUGUUUGACAUUCCCGACUUGCUCACGGGAAGAGGAUGUUUGGGAUCUGUUGUGUUUUCAGAGUCCUUUCUGACAUCACAGAUACAAGUCAAAGAAACAGAUGGCAGCAUUGCUCCAGAAACCAGCCACGUUGUCCUGACUGCAGGAAUCCCGAGGUUCACAUCCUGGCUGGUUGAAGACAGUGAUGUGAAACUCUCUGAAAAGGCACAGCAGGCGUUGAAGGAGGAUAAAUCUUUCCUGGGCACUUUACUCACUGGAGGGGAUGGAGUGUAUCUUUGUUCCAGCAAUCCACAGGCCAUGCCUGCAGAAGGUAAACUGUACUUCUUUUCUGAUGGCAUCCUCUUUGCUCAUCCCCACCACGGCAGCAUUUCCAUCUCCAAGAAGCACAUGAGUUCCAUCUCCCUCUAUGAUGGGGAUUCGAACAGUGUUGUUGCCGCUCUCUUCAUAGACUUCAAAAGUUCCCUGCUUCCUCACCUCCCAGUUGAAUUCCAUACCCAGAACAACUUCCUGAUGAUUGCACUUUUCCCCAAAAGAAAGAUUUACAAAGCUUUUUACUCACAGGUUUUCUCCUCGUGGCAAAACCAGACAAGCUCAGGAUUAUCUUUAAGGGUUGUCCAGGAAGAAUUCCUGUCUGUGGAACAGAAGAGAAUGCAUUCCAGUGUUCAGAAGCUCUUUAAUGCCUUGUCUUUUCCUUCUGGGGAAAGAUGCAGGGAGCUGAAAUUAUCCUCUGCCCUUCCAGAACUGGAGAGGUUUGUGAGGCAUUUCACCAUCAGCAGCGUCAGCAACAAGCCAGUGGUGAGGGCACAUCUCCCUGUUUUGUUGCAACAGUCAGAAACCACUCCUGAGAGCAAAGCAGAGAGUGAGAAGGUGAUCAUCACCAUCCUCACUGGGCUCCCAGGAUGUAGUUCCAGUGAUCUCUGUGCUUUCCUCGUCACCUUUACCAAGGAGUAUGGAAGGUGGAUUGUUUACAGGCAAACCAUGGAUAGUCCAGAAUGUUUCAGUGCCACCCACUUCCAGAGGUACCUGUCCGGGGUCCUGGAGGCUCAGCAGAACCUCGGGGGCCGUCAGUCCAUGUUCUCCAAAAAGAACAAGAGGCUCCUGGUGGUCCUGCAGGGAUACACUGACGUUAUUGAUGUUGUACAAGCUCUGCAGACUCACCCUGACCCGGAUGUGAAAUCUUCCUUCCUCAUUGGGGCAGUGAACACCUGUGUGGAGCCCCUGAGCUGCUACAUGGAGCACAGGCUUCUUUUUCCCAAGUUCUUGGACCAGUGUUCCCAAGGACUAGUGAGUAAUGUGGUUUUCACAAGUCAUGCUACAGAGCAGAGACAUCCCCUCCUUGUGCAGCUGCAGGGCCUGAUCCGAGCAGCAAAUCCUGCUGUUUCCUUCAUCCUGGCAGAGAAUGGAAUUGUAACAAGGAACGAGGAUAUUGAAUUAAUUCUCUCAGAAAGCAGUUUUUCAAGUCCUCAGAUGAUGAGAGCUCGAUAUUUAAUGUACCCUGGCUGGUACGAAGGCAAAUACGGGGCUGGGCCCGUGUUCCCCCCCAUGGUGCAGAUCUGCGUGUGGUUCAGCCGCCCCCUGGAGAAGACCCGAUUCGUGACCAAAUGCAAAGCCAUUAAGUCGUUGCUCAAGCCAAGCCCUUUUUCUGGGAACAUUUAUCACAUCAUGGGCAAAGUGAAGUUUUCAGACUCUGACAAAGUGAUCGAGGUCUGUCACAACACCUCGUCCAAUUCCCUGAGCCUGCUGCCUGUCCAGGAGGGGCCAACUCCUCCUGACUCCAGAAAUGAUCCCAGAGACUGCAGCAGUCAACAGGAAUACUUCCUUGUGUUCAUUGGCUGCUCCCUGAAGGAAGAGGAUAUCAAAGAUUGGCUCAGAGAAACUGCAAAACAGAAACCUCAGAGGAAAGCCCUGAAAACCAGAGGAAUGCUGACCCUUCAGGAAAUAAAGAACAUUCACGUGAAACGUCACUUGGAUCCGCUCCCAGCUGGUUAUUUUUACAACGGGACUCAAUUUGUGAACUUCUUUGGUGACAAAAUGGAUUUUCAUCCCUUAAUGGACCAAUUCAUGAACGAUUACCUGGAAGAAGCCAACAGGGAGAUCGAGAAGUACAACAGGGAGCUGGAGGAGCAGGAGUACCACGACCUCUUUGAGCAGAAGACAUAAAGCACGUGGGUCCUGGGGGUUUCCAAACCACCCAAAAUGCUCUUUGUCCUUGCUGGGUCACUAGAAUUCGAGGGAAUUGUCUGUUUGUUCAGCACUCCUUUCCAAACUAAGAGAUCAUUCCUGUAAGGUUGGCGUUUAACACGGGAUCUGCUUAGCUGUGUGUCCUGUCAGGUUUGCUUCCACUUCACCUGAAUUCCAGACUGUCCAAAGCAUCACCUGGAAUCUCUGGGGGGGGGGGUUGUGGGGACUUGUUCAAAAGAAGAACGAGAAGAAGAAGAAAAAGAA
This is a messenger RNA of Lepidothrix coronata (blue-crowned manakin), 3669 nucleotides long. RefSeq names its product chromosome unknown C20orf194 homolog (gene DNAAF9). Bases 1 to 3384 code for a protein of 1127 amino acids. The transcript has 36 exons. The record is from RefSeq and is a predicted model, not a curated record. NCBI's taxonomy places the organism in Eukaryota, Metazoa, Chordata, Aves, Passeriformes, Pipridae.